GUAUCGAUUUGGCUUUGUACUCUGUCUAUAGCACACAUCGCAUCAAUUGUCAGAUAUUGACAAACUGUUUGCUUUUUUUUUGUAUUGUUGACACUAAUCGGGGUAAAUCAAAAAGAAAAACGAAAUCAUAAAAUAUUGGAAAUUAUUGGUAGUGAAAUAUUGGCAUCAUGCCGAAGUACUAUUGCGAUUACUGUGAUACAUACUUGACUCACGACUCUCCGUCUGUGCGGAAAACUCAUUGUACAGGUCGUAAACAUCGUGACAACGUAAAGUUCUAUUACCAAAAAUGGAUGGAAGAACAGGCACAAUAUUUAAUUGACGCAACCACAGCCGCCUUCAAAGCAGGCAAAAUAACACAAAACCCAUUUGCUGGAGGUCCGCCUAAACCGGGUGCUGGAGUUGCUCUACCACCUCCCCCCAAUAUGAACAUGGCUGGACCACCUAGACCAGGUAUGAUACCGCCCGGCAUGCCACCAAUGAUGAUGGGCCAUGGUGGGGCAAUACCACCGCCGAUGUUGGGAAUGCGUCCGCCGCCAAUGAUGGGGCCAAUGGGUAUGAUGGGCCCUCCGCCACCAUUGGGAGCUAUGGCCGGUGUACGUCCGCCUAUUAUAAGUGGACCACCACCAAAAUAACGUGAUUGUAAGAACCAAUUUUAAUUCUUCAUACCUACAUUUCAAUCCGUUUCUAGACGUAAUAGAUAAUAUAAGUUUAAAUACAUAAUAAAGCAUUUUCUAUUCAAAUAUUUA
Stomoxys calcitrans (stable fly) is the source of this 746-nucleotide messenger RNA. RefSeq names its product U1 small nuclear ribonucleoprotein C (gene snRNP-U1-C). Gene Ontology annotation, molecular function: pre-mRNA 5'-splice site binding; zinc ion binding. Lineage: Eukaryota; Metazoa; Arthropoda; Insecta; Diptera; Muscidae. The transcript has a single exon. The record is from RefSeq and is a predicted model, not a curated record. Bases 168 to 632 code for a protein of 154 amino acids. Gene Ontology annotation, biological process: spliceosomal snRNP assembly; mRNA splicing, via spliceosome; mRNA 5'-splice site recognition. Gene Ontology annotation, cellular component: nucleus; U1 snRNP.